UCAAGACCCCUUCUAAGAUGAAAACGCGUGGGAUCCAUCAACUUUGAUAAAGACCUUUCUCUUUCCUAGUAAAGAUCACAAACCUCCAAAGUAUUCAGAAUAGUUACACAAUAUGGCUUUGCAUCUUUCUUUUGACUUGGUCUGCUCCCUCAAAACAGUGCCUCAUCACACAACACAUUGGGUCCAAGUGCUGUAUAUAGGGACAGUGAGAGAUAUGUCAAAAGAGAUUCAGCUGCCAGGUUUCAGAUUCCAUCCAACUGAGGAAGAGCUUCUUGAUUUCUACCUCAAGAACAUAGUUUACGGGAAAAGAUGUAAAGUGGAAGUCAUUGGUUUUCUCAACAUUUAUGGUCAUGAUCCAUGGGACUUACCUCGUUUAUCAACAAUUGGGGAGAGGGAAUGGUAUUUUUUUGUGCCAAGAGAAAGGAAGCAUGGGGACGGAGGGAGACCAAGCAGGAUAACUGAGAAAGGAUAUUGGAAAGCAACUGGGUCUGAUCGUAAGAUCAUAAGCUCGUCUGAGCCAAAACGUAUGAUUGGGCUCAAGAAGACUCUUGUGUUCUACACAGGAAGAGCACCAGGAGGAACCAAGACUGAUUGGGUCAUGAACGAGUUCCGGAUGCCUGAUAACCUCACCUUACCAAAGAGCGUUGUGCUUUGCAAGAUAUAUAGAAAAGCCACUUCACUUAAAGUAUUGGAGCAAAGAGCAGAGAUGGAAGCUAAGAUGAAUCAAACACGCCCAAGCUCUCCUCUCUCGUCUUCGGGGACGAAUUGUUUAGCUGGAAAAGAGGAAGACGUGAUGAUGACCUCGUUCCCUUUUCCUCAAGCAGAAGCCAUGAAACAACCAAACCACAUCUUAAUGUUUCAAGAGCAUAACGAAAAUGCUAAGAACAAAGAGAAACAGAGAGAAGCCGAGAGAAAGCAACCUUCUUCAUCACUGAAACUGCCAUCUGGGGUCUUACCAAUACCCGAGCUGCAGCUACCUAAACAAGGAUUCGAAUUGGGACAAGACCAGUUCUUGAGUAUAAGCCCAUGGCUGCAGAAUCUUACACCUAUAAUCAACCUAUUAUAUUUUUAGUUAUGCAUCGAAGAUAUCUCGUACUAAGAUUUAAUUAUACUUCAGUGUUACCCUCCUUCACCAGCAAAAUACAGAACUUGUCGGAUGUAUGGCUUUUAGCUUAAGAGUUACCAACAGUAGUAAGUGACUCUUCUAUACUCAUGUAGGGAUAUAAAAAUUUACAAAAUAAUCAAAUUAUAUGUAUUUAGUGUGUAUUUUCAUUUGUUGAUCAAUUUAAAAUUAUUUUAUAUUA
Brassica napus (rape) is the source of this 1304-nucleotide messenger RNA. RefSeq names its product NAC transcription factor 29-like. The record is from RefSeq and is a predicted model, not a curated record. Gene Ontology annotation, molecular function: DNA binding. NCBI's taxonomy places the organism in Eukaryota, Viridiplantae, Streptophyta, Magnoliopsida, Brassicales, Brassicaceae. The transcript has 4 exons. The coding region runs from base 113 to 1072 and encodes 319 amino acids. Gene Ontology annotation, biological process: regulation of DNA-templated transcription.